Messenger RNA from Ilyonectria robusta, 2090 nucleotides. RefSeq names its product fungal-specific transcription factor domain-containing protein. The coding region runs from base 19 to 1968 and encodes 649 amino acids. The record is from RefSeq and is a predicted model, not a curated record. NCBI's taxonomy places the organism in Eukaryota, Fungi, Ascomycota, Sordariomycetes, Hypocreales, Nectriaceae. The transcript is spliced from 4 exons. Gene Ontology annotation, cellular component: nucleus. Gene Ontology annotation, biological process: DNA-templated transcription. Gene Ontology annotation, molecular function: zinc ion binding; DNA binding.
CUUCAUCAAACGCGGAGCAUGCUUUUCACCCAACAAUGGAUUCAUCGACGUCGGAGCUACCUACAGGCGGAAUUCCGCGCCCUCCACCAAGUAGACGCAGGGAUAAAGACCAGCUAUCAUGUGACCUGUGCCGGAGACGAAAGUUCGACUCGUUGCGACCGACUACGACCCUGCAGCACAUGUUCAAAUCGCGGGUUAUCCUCUAAAUGUGUGUAUCCCGUUAAAUCCCGCGUUGCAUAUAUCCAUGGCAGUCCAACUUGCCCUCGCGACGACCUGAAGGGGAGGUUGGCCGCUUUAGAAGAGCAAAUUGUGUGCUUGUUGGAAAGAUCCCACCUCCCGUCUGGAUCAAGCGCCACUGUCACUCUUACAGACGAUGUCACUCCUACAGACGACGCGUCUGAGGCGGAUCAUUGCACGCCAACUCACAGGCUUCACGACACCCUUCGUACUACCCCGGUCGAGACCGGAUAUGUCAGCUACUUUCAUUGGACAUCGAUCCUCAAUAACAUUAUUGAGCUCAAAGAUGAGAUUCAACAGCAGGGCGGAGACGUCUCAUCAGAGUCGUCCAGCUCGCCCCCAACGGUGUUUUCUGGGCCCCAGCUGCUCUAUGGAUGCGCUCCGACAACAUUGGAAAACCUCCUCGCAGCCAUCCCAGAACGGAAGGUGGCAGACAACUUGGUGUCUGCCUACUUCAGAGAUCUAGGCAUUUCAAACGCUUUUCCCUGUCUUCACGAAGGGACUUUUCUCCAACAGUACGAAGAUUUCUGGGAAGAGCCUUCUGGCACAUCAGUCAUCUGGUUGGGCCUUUUAUUCGGCAUGAUGUCCAUGGUAAUGCUGUUCAAAUUUAACCUAGACAAUCAAGAUCUUAAGCCACACGACCAGGAUACACGCCGCAAUGGCGGGCUAUAUGCUACCGAAGUCGUGCAAUGUCUCUGUCUGGGGGGAUAUGCCGACGGAGGGCCUCACGUCAUGGAGGCUCUAUUGCAUUACUUGAUGAUAGAGCAUUGGUCGCGUCCCGACACGGAGGCUAAAGUCUGGCUUGUGUUGGGUACAAUCCUCCGCAUCGCCUUACGCAUGGGUUAUCACCGUGAUCCUAUACACUUCCCACAUCUCAGCCCCUACGAAGGCGAAAUGAGAAGGCGAGUAUGGUCAUUCCUAUAUUCUGCAGAUAUCAUGCUGUCUGUGCAAGUCGGAUGUCCAAAGUUAAUCCAGGAGGGACAGUGGGAUACUCAGCCCCCGCGGAAUAUAUCCGACAGCGAUUUCAACGAAGCGAGCAUAGAACUUCCCCCAGCACGGUUAGAUGAUGAGCCUACAUCUAUUCAGUAUGUUGUUGCCAGGUAUAGAAUGGUUUCCGUCAUGGGAAUUAUAUACCAAACAUCCAUGAAUACUAGUCGAGAGGCUUGCGACCUCCGAGGGCUGAACAAACUACUCGACGACUCCUACAAUUCUCUCCCACCCCGGCUACAGCUUGCGCCAAAUGGAGAUUGGUUUUUCGGCUCCGCCGAAGAAAUUUUCUAUCGCAUCAUUCUGGUUGGAUUCCUACACAAGGCGCGAAUUGUCCUCCAUUGGCAAUUUCUGGUCACCCGCUGCCCGCCUAAUGAUCCUAGCGAGAUUGACAAUGCCCGAAAUGUUUGCGUCAAUGGUGCCCUUCAGAUCCUAAAGAACCAGCAAAUUUUAGAAUCCGCAAUGGAACCUGACGGAUCUUUGUUUCUCGCUAGGAUCAGGCUGUCGUCAACAAUAUCGCACGAGUUUCUGACAGCAACUACCGUUUUGUCAUCAGUGCUGUGCCAAGCUAUUUCCUCUCCAAAGGAGUUGGAAAAAAGCAUCAAGUUGGAAAUUUUAGCCACUCUCAAGAAUUCUUACAGGAUAUGGGCCCAAUCAAGUAGCCGGUCAAGGGAGGCAAGGAGGGCGACUGAGUUACUAAAUCUUGUAUUUAAGAAGGUGGAACCAGGCAAUUGGCUUUGGUAGCAUACUAUGUUUUAGGAAGUAAUUUUGCCUUUGAAAGAGAGUACAAGGCAGAAUUGACCUUGUUACGCAAGUGACCUUCACUUAAUGUGUUGUUUGGCAAAUGGAACAGGUCUCAGAUAUGC